Coregonus clupeaformis (lake whitefish) is the source of this 1190-nucleotide messenger RNA. Its product is annotated as NK1 transcription factor-related protein 2-like. Gene Ontology annotation, cellular component: nucleus. Gene Ontology annotation, molecular function: RNA polymerase II cis-regulatory region sequence-specific DNA binding; DNA-binding transcription factor activity, RNA polymerase II-specific. Bases 1 to 864 code for a protein of 287 amino acids. The record is from RefSeq and is a predicted model, not a curated record. The transcript is spliced from 2 exons. NCBI's taxonomy places the organism in Eukaryota, Metazoa, Chordata, Actinopteri, Salmoniformes, Salmonidae. Gene Ontology annotation, biological process: cell differentiation; regulation of transcription by RNA polymerase II.
AUGGACAGGUGGCGAGGCCGGGCCAGGCUGGGGCACCGUAGGGAACCUGGUCUGAGGCAGCUGGCGCUGUCAGGGGCCAGGUGGGGUGGACAGCAGGUGGAGGCAGCCAGUCGAGAGGAUCCGAUGGGGCCACCAGGACAGCGGCGAGAUGGGAGGGGGAAGUGGCAGAGAAGGGGGAAGGCAGCCGAGAAGAACGGCGAGGGAGGAGGGUUGAUAGUGGCCGAGAGGAGCCGCCAAGAAGGCGAAGACACAGGGACUGACCAAUCAAGUAGCGCAGAUCUCAAGCACCAGGCAGCCGUCAACAACCCACUUUCAGUACACUCAACAACUGAGCCAGAGGAGCAAGAAGAGGGGGGUGGGGACUGCAUCAGCAGCAGCGCCGAAACUUCAGCCACACAUGACCCCACGCCUCACAAACGGCGGCGCUCGGAUCACGAUUGCGUCAAGCCGCGGCGCGCUAGGACUGCCUUCACAUACGAACAACUGGUGGCUCUGGAGAACAAAUUCCGCUCUACGAAAUACCUGUCCGUGUGUGACAGACUGAACCUGGCUCUGUCCCUCAGCCUCACCGAGACGCAGGUCAAGAUCUGGUUCCAGAACAGAAGAACCAAGUGGAAGAAACAGAACCCGGGCGCGGACAGCACGAUGACGCCCGGGUCGACCUCUUUGGUCAGCGUCAACCCAUGUCCUGUGACUUGUGUGUCGAGUUCAGCCAGUUACCAAACUUUCCCGUCCUUCAGCUCUGGGAAUAUGAUCUUCCAUAAUGCUGGUGCGGUUCAUCUGUCGUCAACUGGAGGGCUGUUACAUCCCUUCCCACCCAAUGGUUAUCAUCUUCAGCCGUCCUACUUUACCCCACAUUUAUGAGACCUGACCUACUUCGUCUAUGGUGACUUGAGGAUGGACACACCAUGAUAGGAUUAUAACUAGCUAUUGGAAUCUCUCUCACAAAAGUGUAAUUUUUAACACUGUCUGUUGAAAGACAUCAUGACAGGCAUCAGUCUGCACCGUCAAAUGAUAACCAGAAGAAUAACUUCAGACUCUUCCCACAGGGCAAAAAACUGGUUGAAUCAACGUUGCUUCCAUGUCAUUUCAACCCCACAAACUUACUGUAUGUUUGUAUGAUGUCUCACUCACAGGAUUUCACUGUUCAUAUCUGCAAAUUUUGAAAUGAACACAUGUAAAUUAAAACA